AUGGCUCGCAAGAUCGAUUCCAUCGUUAUUGUAAUAGGUCUCCCAAUUACAGACGAAUCUAAGAUUGAUCAGAUGAGUGGCUAUUUUCUUAAUUUAGUUAAGCCUCUCGAUCCAGAACUUACAAAAGAAAAAAUCGAAGUUCCAACACAAGAUGGCAAAACUAUCGGCGCACUUUUCAUUGUUUGCAAGGAUUCUGAUUCUGCCCGUAGAUUAGCUUUUAUUGGAGACUACAUGCAGUUUGAUAAGAAGAAUCGUCUAAGAAUGUUCAUCAACAAUGACUACAAAAAGUACAUUGAUUCAACAAACGCACCAGAACAAAUCGCAGUUGCUAAGCCACCGUCAACACCUGUUGAGUUUUCAUGGUAUUAUACUCAGCCAGAUAUGUUUGAUCAAAUUGUUUACUCAGCUGCUGGUUUCCCACAUGUCUGCUGGUUCAACCACAACACAGCUAAGUUACAACAAAUAGAACUUCCACAAUACAUUCAGAAAUCAAAUGAUGUCUUCUUUACAAACGAUGGCUCCUUCUUUGUCACAUAUUCCGGCAACAAGCUCAAUUUCUACGCUGGUGAACAAUGGACCCAUUUCACAACCCUUGAAUUCCCAGAUCUCAGAGAUUAUCUCAAUUCUCCAUGCGGCCGUUUCAUGCUCUGCAAGUCCCUCAUUCCUGUUGAGACCGACAACAAGAACUCUCCAAACGGCGCCUGCAUUUACGAUAUUCUUACGGGAAAGAAGCUUGUUCGCAUUCCAUUGAACAGAGCCGACUUCAACCAGAUCAUGUUCGGCGCUGGCUCCCAUCUCAUCGCCAUGAUUGAGAAGAAAGUCAUGUUAUACAAAGCCCGUGAAUUCAAGGAAGUCAUUGAGCUCUGUUCCGAUGCAGAUUCCUUCUCUGCCUCUCCAGCCACAAAACUUGUCUUCACAUUCCGUGGCCAGAGAGAAGCCGCUCCACCAAGAAACGCAUUCUACAACACAGAGAACGGCCAACCAGUUCACGUCGUUGCCGCCUUCAAUGCUACAUCAGCUACAGCCACAUGGCAUCCAAAGCUUGCUCUUUGCUGCGUAAUUCAAAACAGAAUUGUCAAAUCUUGCGAUCAGUCAUCCAUCAUCAUCUACGACCUUACAAACGAAGCAUCCAUUGGUUCCUUCACAGAAGAAAUCAAGGGUACCGUUAAUUCCUGCGCCUGGGACCCAAGUAACAAACAUAUCGCCUGCAUCAUUGCAACAUCCUCCGGAAGACAGUUAAUCAUCUACGACGUCGACAAGCAACUUACAAAGGUAUUCCAGCACCCAUGCGGCGGCGUCUCCAACAUUACUUUCUCUCCGGCCGGAAGAUUCUUCAUCUGCGACGAUAUCAAGGCACAGCAGCCAAUUGUCCAGUUCUGGGAUACAGAAGCCGGUGUCAUUGCAUCAAAGAACAACCUCGAAGGUGUCGGCAGAAUCGAGUGGGACUCAUCCGGUGCUUUCGUCAUCAUUUCAGCUACUCCUUCUCCAGGAGGUCCUUCGUGGUUCGCGAUCUACCUUCUCGAUGGAAACCAGGUCUGCAAGGAACGCGUAACAAAUGUCGGAAGAGUUCUCUGGAGACCAAGAGCUGGUGAGGCACUCCUAACAAAGGAGGAUUUGGACGCAAUUGAUAAGGAGGCAGAAGAAAUUGUCGAAAAGUCAACAAAGUUCGGAACAAUCGACUUGAAGGCAAAGGAAGACGAUGCAAAGGCCGCUAAAAUCCAGAACCUUCAGAACUGGAGAAGAUUGGCACCAAAGAGAACGUUCGGUGCUUCUAGCAAUAAGAACGACUAUACAACAAUCGAGUUCACUGAUUACAAGGAAUUUUAA
Molecule: messenger RNA, 1827 nt
Organism: Trichomonas vaginalis G3
Lineage: Eukaryota; Parabasalia; Trichomonadida; Trichomonadidae
Product: Eukaryotictranslationinitiationfactor3subunitB family
Exons: 1
Coding region: 1-1827 (608 amino acids)
Biological process (GO): translational initiation
Cellular component (GO): eukaryotic translation initiation factor 3 complex
Molecular function (GO): translation initiation factor binding; translation initiation factor activity; RNA binding
Source: RefSeq, a predicted model, not a curated record